This is a messenger RNA of Syngnathus acus (greater pipefish), 715 nucleotides long. It is a transcript of the gene psmd9, whose product is annotated as proteasome 26S subunit, non-ATPase 9. Gene Ontology annotation, molecular function: protein binding. Bases 39 to 671 code for a protein of 210 amino acids. NCBI's taxonomy places the organism in Eukaryota, Metazoa, Chordata, Actinopteri, Syngnathiformes, Syngnathidae. The record is from RefSeq and is a predicted model, not a curated record. Gene Ontology annotation, cellular component: nucleus; cytoplasm. Gene Ontology annotation, biological process: proteasome regulatory particle assembly. The transcript has 6 exons.
CGGACACAAACGUGUUGUAACACAACCAGGAAGUUACUAUGAAGACGACAAACGAAAACAAUCCAGAAACCUCCAUGGAUGAUGUUAAAAACCUUAUUAAAAAGAAAGAUGAGAUCGAAGAACAGAUUAAAGCAUACCACGAUGUUCUGGAAGAUCAAGGCGUCGGACUUCAUGGUCCCUUGGUGGACGCAGAAGGUUACCCGAGGGCCGACAUCAACUUGUACCAGAUAAGAACCGCCAGACACAAUAUUUCGUGCUUGCAGAACGAUCACAAGGCCAUCAUGGCAGAUAUUGAGGACGCCUUGCACAGGUUGCACGCUCAUGAAAAAGCCAAGCGCCUGCACGGUCAGACAGAAGCUCUGGAGGAGGCCAUGGAGCAGCAGGAUGUGCUCCCACCCGCCUUUGCGCGGGUGGAUGACAUCACGCAGGGUUCGCCUGCCGCCAUAGCUGGCUUGAGAAUUGGAGAUGAAGUUGUUGAGUUUGGUUCAGUGAACACUGGCAACUUCCAGUGCCUCAAUAACAUUGCUUCUGUCGUGCAGCACAGUGAAGGGAAGCCACUACGAGUGACGGUGGUCCGCGGGGGGCAGAGAGCCCAUGUGAGCUUGACUCCGCAGCGGUGGUCCGGCCAGGGUCUGAUGGGGUGUAAGAUUGUCCCCAUGUCUCCACCAUAAGCCUCAAUUACUUUCAUAUAAAUAAAGACUCAAAUUAAGACAAA